Molecule: messenger RNA, 2015 nt
Organism: Ictidomys tridecemlineatus (thirteen-lined ground squirrel)
Lineage: Eukaryota; Metazoa; Chordata; Mammalia; Rodentia; Sciuridae
Source: RefSeq, a predicted model, not a curated record
AAACCCACUCCUGGCUUGUCCUCGUGCUCCCCCUGCUCGGUAAGCAGAGGCUUCUUGCUCACAUGCUAUAGCAGCCAUCUUCCCCGCAACAGAAUGUUCCCUGGUCUGAAGGUAACACAGCCUAUUAGUUCACUCUCCUGUCGUUGUACUCUUGGGUUGAUGCGGGUCUUUGCUAUUUGAGACAAUUCCAUGAGAGCUCCGGUUAACCAUCUGGCACGCCGGGCUUACCCAUUAGAAAUCUUACAAUGGCCACGGAGGUGAGGUCUCUGGAUGAACAGCCACUGAGAUACUAUAGAAGCAAAUCAAGAAUGGGACAGGAAACGCAGGGGCCCAGACACCAACGUCCUCCUGGGAGGGCCCAAGGACAUCCAGACCUGCUGAACAUAUCCAGGGUCCACCUACACGCCCCCAGAGGGACUUUCUUCGGCCAGGGACACCUGGAGAAGGAAAUGCAGACAACCAUCAGUCCAAAGGCUGAGCUGAACCUCGAGAAGAAGCCAAGGCACUGGCCACAGAGCCUAGGGGACAGUGGGCCACAGAAAGAGUCGGUGGUCCCGGGCAUUGUGGAUUUGGAGCUGACCCGAGAGAAGAUGAGGAGCCCCAAGGCCACGCCCUCUGGCACCUACCGCUUUGGCCGGCUGAGCCACCACUCCUUCUUCUCCCGGCACCACCCCCACCCCCAUCACGUGACCCACAUCCCAGAUUUCACGGGGAGGCCUGUCUGUAUCGUCAGGAACAAGCUCUCUGCAAGCCCCUUGCCUCGUUCCUCAAUCUUAUCCCAGUGUCUGAAGGUGAUACCCAGCAUCUCUGUCCCCAUCGGGGACCCACAGUCCAAUCGGAACCCCCAGCUUUCCUAUGAGGCCUGGAAGAAGGAGCUGAAGGAGCUGACUUCAAGGGUGGUCAUGUUCACCAAGGAGACAGAGCAGAACAACAAAGAGAAAGAGGAGCCUUCGAGGGAGCAGGGAGCAAGGUACUCAGCGGAGACGGGUAGGCUCAUCCCGGCUUCCGCCCAAGCUCUCAGUCGCCAUGGCUCCCAGCAGGGCCAGCGGAGCCACCUUCCCAGCAGAGAUAGAGGCGUCCAGACCUCUGUCUUGCAGAACCAGGAGCUGCUGGGCGGCCCCACCGCGCCUGGAGUUAGGUUCUCAGGUCCUGUGGGGAGGGGGCACAGGGCAGGACUCCAGGGGCUCCAUCUCCCUCCAUGGGCCCAAACUCCAGUCUGCCACAGCCACUUCCGCCGUAAACCGCUCGGCCGAGGAAGCACCUGGGUCUCAUCCGAGGCCGAGGUGGAGCUUCUCCUGAUGCUACCUGGCUGGCGAGCGCAGGGGAAAAAGGGCCCCGAAGUGGCAAAGAUGCCAGAGGCUGAGGAUGCGGGGAUGAGCCCUGGGUGCCCACUGACCGGCAGGAAGGAGUCCCACGCUGAGCAGCUUGCAGAACCAGCCUGCCCCGACCCUCAGGCUGCCCACCGCCAACUCCCCACCACUUUGAUAUCACCUUCAGAUCCUGGAGCUCCUCUGUCAGAUCCUUCAGACGGAUUCGCUGAGUGCCGUCCAGUACUGGCUGCUGUAUGCCACCCCCACGGAGAAGGACCUUGCUCUGGCGCUCCUGCAGAGGGCGGUGUCUCAGCUUCUCCCUCAGCCCUCAGCCUCCCCUCCAGCAGAAAGACUCUGGAACCAGCCUCAGCAAAUUCAAGAAGCACCUCAAGAGAAGCCGCACUCACCCUCCAGUCAACUUCUGAAGGCAAUGAGAACAUCACAGGGACUGAGAACCGGAAACCCAGAUCACGUGGGAAAAGCCCAAGUCCUCCGGGUGUACUCGUGAGAGGACACAGAGAAGGCGCCCCCGCUGAAGGCAGAGCGCAGAGGGGCCUCCAGCGGAGUCAGAAGACCCUAUCUUUCCGGUUCAAGUGCAGCCCCCCAGGUUCAGAGCCUGCACCUCAACAGCAGCCCCGGCUUUCCUACCAUAAACAGUCUACUCAAUAAAACCCUGGCCUCCCUGCCAGAGGGCAGUGCACUCUC